Symphalangus syndactylus (siamang) is the source of this 6676-nucleotide messenger RNA. It is a transcript of the gene ECT2L, whose product is annotated as epithelial cell transforming 2 like. The record is from RefSeq and is a predicted model, not a curated record. Lineage: Eukaryota; Metazoa; Chordata; Mammalia; Primates; Hylobatidae. Gene Ontology annotation, molecular function: guanyl-nucleotide exchange factor activity; protein binding.
CCAUUCUGGUGGUUUUCUAAGCUGCUUUUUGUAAGUAAUGUAUUGUGAGCAUCUUUUCGUGGCCAUAACUAUUACAUACAAAAGAAAAAAACAGGCUUCACAACAAAUACUUAAAAGGCAUUUUGACCAGAAACUAUGAGGAAGAGUUUUUUGGUUUUGUUUUUGCAAUUUUGUUUUUGUACCUCCUGUAUAAUGCUGAAAUUUGUAAUUCUGCAGUAAAUAUUAACAUUUUCUGAGGAUCUGCUGAAAAUGAACAUGACAAAAAAUAAGAAACUCCACUUUCCUCAUCACACAGCCUUAAUUAACAUCGCUGGCUUUGAGAUCAAGCAAACGUUGGCUUCAGUGUCCAAGUCUCUUCUUGGGGUCCCACGGCCUUGGGUCUGGCACCUCGAAGGGCUUCUGAGACGUGCCGCGACCCACGGGACCCCACGGAAGCUUUCUCCCACCGCAAGCUCCCUGGAGGCAGGGAAAGGAGCCGGGACCCGAGCCUAGCUGGCCUCGCGCUGCGGCUGCGGAGAGAAGGGCGGUGGCUCGCACGGCGCGGGCGGCUUUGCUCACUGAAGCUGGGGAGAUCCAGGUUGGCCGUCGGGGCGCGGCGGCGGGAGGGGCUGCGGGCCUGAGGGGCGGGGUGGUGGCUCCGUGUUGUUGGAUCCCUAUGGAGAUGACCCUGUCCCUGCCUCACCCCUCUCCGGAGCUGCGGCCCGAGUUGGCGCACUCGCUUUUCACUGCGCGGUUCCAAGAGGAGACAGCCGCCACUGUACCGGGCCUCAUGGCCACUUCCUAGAGGUGAUCUUAAUUGCACACCUAUUGAAAUAAACCUGUAGUUUCUAGAAGUGGAAGAAAAUCUGCUGAGACAUCAGCUGGGGAUUCUUCCUGGAGAACUCCAGCAAUGGAGAGCUUCCACACAAGAUUUAGUGCCUGGACACCUUUUAGCAACAAGUCAUUAAAUAGACAGCUCUUUCAGGAAAGAGUGGCUCUUAUAAGUCAUUGGUUUGACCUCUGGACUAACAAGCAACGUCAAGAAUUCUUAUUUGCGAUUUUUUUAAGAUGCACUAAAUCACAAUUAAGGUUUGUCCAAGACUGGUUUUCAGAAAGGAUGCAAGUGGCCAAAGUGGACUUCUCUACAGUGUUACCACGCUUCAUUUCUCUAUAUAUCUUUUCCUUUUUGAGUCCGAAAGAUUUGUGUGCCGCUGCCCAAGUCAGCUGGCCCUGGAAGUUUUUAACUGAACAGGAUUGCUUGUGGAUGCCCAAAUGCAUUAAGUUCGGAUGGUUUCUGCCCUAUACUCCAACAGAUAAUGAGUAUGGUGCUUGGAAGCGCCAUUACGUUGCUUGUGUGUCCCACUUAGACUGGCUGACACCUAGGGAGGCUGCUGCUACUUAUGGGACGCUGAAUGAACCCAAAACAGAAGAUGAGGAACUACUGGAGAGACAAAGAGAAAAGUGGCUGAGGAAAAGAAUUUGGGAGAAAAUUGCACUACGUAAGAAGGAGUUAUUCAAAGUUCGACCCCCUUGGGUGAGUGGAACUUGCUACUCUAGCAUGCUAAAGCCCGGAUGCCAACCACGCCUCUCCCAGACUGUAAGGGAGCGAGUGGGAUUACGUGAAGCUUUGGAGAAACAGCUUGUUUUGACAUCGUUAGAAACCUUGCCCAAGCGAAGCAAUAUUUCUGGAAGCCAUUCCUACCCUUUAUUAUCAAAGAAAAAUUGGCAUGGAGUUCAUAAAAAUGAUGACAGCUCUUCAUAUGCUCUCCGGCCACACUUCAUGUUAAUAUCAUCCCGGAUUCCUGCGUAUGAGAUGGUGGUGGAGAGUGUGAAGUCUGGUGUUGUUUCUGUGGUAUAUGAACACAGCGUAACCUUAGAAAGCCUGCUGUAUCUUAUAGAGAAAGCUCUGGAUGGGCAGAAGGCACAGAGCAUGGGAAUAUUUAGCGAUGGAGAUAGCAGAGAAAUCAAUUUACUCCAAGGCUAUAAAAUUGGUAUUAAAAAUUUACUAAGGCCUGAAGUGAGAGAUUUCUGGGAGAAAUUAGGAAGCUAUGUGGCCACUGAAGAAGAAGGGGGUCAUGUGGACUUCUUCGUGCCCCUUGGAGCAUCAGAGGCAGGAAUUGAAGUUCUUUCCCAGCUGUCUCAACUAACUGGCACGUUCUUUACGGCCCCCACUGGGAUUGCAACUGGCUCUUACCAGCACAUUCUUAGUGAUUGGCUGGGAUCCCAAUGGGGAAAGGCCCCCUCUUCCAUCUACUUCUGCGAAUCGAAGCUACAGACGUGGUCCAGCUUCACAGACUUCCUAGAAGAAACCUUGAAAACAGUAAGGAAGCAGCUGUAUCCUCUCUUCAGGGAACUGCAGAAGAGCAUCAGUGGCAGGAUGAUAGGGCAGUUUAUGUUUGACACCAUGGGUAUGACCAACAUUCUAAACAACCAAGAGACUGUGCAAGCUCUGGCAGAUGGAUUGAUGGAGUUGUCAAAAGAAGAUUCUGACAAACCUCUGGAAUUUUUGUCAUAUUUUCUGCUGAAGAAAUGUGGUAAAAAGAUCAAAGAUUUUGAAGGAAAUGUUAUUCCAACAAAAUGUGACCCAAAGACAACAUUCAAUUUAUUCAUGAAGGAAAGAAAUGUUGUAGAAGACAAUUCUUGGGACACAAAGUCCAGGCUCAGCAAAAAUGAUUUAAAUUUUGAAGCACUGAUUAAUCUGGAGAGAAUACUCCAUAAGGACUCAGCAGAAAAGCGAGCUAGAGUUGUCAGGGAACUCUUACAGAGUGAGAGAAAAUACGUGCAGAUGCUGGAAACUGUGAGAGAUGUUUAUGUCGCACCACUGAAAGCAGCAUUGUCAUCAAACAGGGCGAUUCUGAGUGCUGCCAAUAUCCAGAUCAUUUUCUCUGAUAUUCUACAGAUUUUAAGUCUCAACAGGCAGUUUCUAGAUAACCUGAGAGACAGACUGCAGGAAUGGGGCCCAGCUCACUGUGUGGGAGAAAUAGUCACGAAGUUUGGAAGCCAGUUGAACACAUAUACCAAUUUCUUCAACAAUUACCCUGUCAUUCUGAAAACUAUUGAGAAGUGCAGAGAAAUGAUACCAGCAUUCCGAACUUUCCUGAAGAGGCAUGAUAAGACCAUUGUUACCAAAAUGCUGAGCCUGCCGGAGCUGCUGCUGUACCCAUCCCGAAGAUUUGAAGAAUACCUUAAUCUUCUCUAUGCUGUCAGGCUUCAUACCCCUGCAGAGCAUGUUGACCGUGGGGACUUGACCACUGCAAUAGACCAAAUCGAAAAAUAUAAAGGUUAUAUAGAUCAGAUGAAGCAAAACAUCAAUAUGAAGGAUCAUCUGUCAGAUAUACAGAGAAUCAUCUGGGGAUGCCCUGUAUGUAUUCUUAGGAACUUGCUGUAUCUUCUGCUCAUGAAUACAACCUCCAGUCACUGGCAAAAGGAGACCUACAGAUCCCAAGGCAGCUAGCAUUUGUGGAAUGCCUGCUACGUGCCAGGCACUGCCAUGCUCUCCCAUUUCACAUCCUUGUUAUCUGCAAGGUUGCUCUAUAAGAAGGGGACAAGUGAGCUUGUCCCUAUCCCAUAACUUUUCGGCAAUCUUUGCUCUUUUAUUGGUAUUACUGUGAUCACGAUGCCCUUUGAGGAAAGGGGCCAUGUGUUCUACUUGUUUUCUUUUCUUUUCUUUUUUUGAGAUGGAGUCUUGCACUGUCGCCCAGGCUGGAGUGCAGUGGCGCAAUCUCAGCUCACUGCAAGCUCCACUCCCGAGUUCACACCAUUCUCCUUCCCCAGCCUCCCGAGUAGCUGGGACUACAGGUGUCCACCACGCCGGGCUAAUUUUUUGUAUUUUUAGUAGAGAUGGGGUUUCACCAUGUUAGCCAGGAUAGUCUUGAUCUCCUGACCUCGUCAUCCGCCGGCCUCGGCCUCCCAGUGCUGGGAUUACAGGCGUGAGCCACCGCACCCGGCCAUGUUCUUGUUUUCUAUCUCCCUGCAUAUGGUACCUGGUGUAGGAUUCUGCACCCUGAUGGUAUCUGAAAAAGCUUUAGAAGGCCUCUGCUAGCGACCUGUUAACCUAUAGAAUUUCAUCUGGCCCCACCCUCCCUUAUCUCUUAGUUUCCCUGACUUCCUUAUAAUCACACCACACAGAUCCACUUAUGAUUCUCUAAUAUUAACCUCUUUUCACACAUUUGUGCUUUGCACAUACUCUUUCUUCUCUGAAAUUGCUUUUCUUUCCUAUUUCACUGGAUAAACUCCUAUUCAUUCUAUAAAAAUCUAGUUCAAUCAUCAUCUCCUUUGCAAAGUUUCCCCCAGCAUUUCCAGCUGUGAGCGGCUUCUUUGUAGGGAUUUUGCAUCCUGAACAUCCCUGUUACAUUUUACUGCAAUCCUUUAUUCAUGAAACUGUGAGCUCCAUCAUGUGUGAGCUAUGAUUUACUUGCUUUCUCAUGUCUGGCAUAUAGGAGGAGCUCAGGAUGUGAGUUAUGUUGAAUUAAAGUAUCAAUUGAUUAGAAAUAUUAUUUUUAUUUAGUCAAAUUGGGGAAGCAAGAUGAAGUUGUUUUGUCAUAAUUUUGGUCUGGACAUUUUGUAGGGAAAGAUAAUUGAGGUUGAUUGGACUGCAAAGACCCAAAUUCUUGAAACUCACAGAGUUUACAAAACUCUCUCUGGAUCACUGUUCACACCAAGAGCUCACCCCCAUGACUAGAUCAACAGAAAGGCUUGACUUCUUAUUCCGUACCAAUUCAUUCACUUCUUUUUCUUUUCUUUUUUUUUUUUUUUGAGAUGGAGUCUCACUCUGUUGCCCAGGCUGGAGUGCAGUGGUGCAAUCUCGGCUCACUGCAACCUCUGCCUCCAGGGUUCAAGCAAUUCUCCUACCUCAGCCUCCCAAGUAGCUAGGACUACCGGCAUGCACCACCACGCCUGGCUAAUUUUUUUGUAUUUUUAGUAGAGACAGGGUUUCACCAUAUUAGCCAGGCUGGUCUCCAACUCCUGACCUCAGGUGAUCCACCCACCUCGGCCUUCCAAAGUGCUGGGAUUACAGGCAUGAGCCACCGCGCCCAGCCUACUUCUUUUUCUUAAUAGCUACCUUCUUAUCCCUCAACCCCAACUUUGUUUUUGGUAUUAGGAAAGCACUUACAAAUAAAACUAUCAUGUCAGUAGUUUUAAAACUUUGACAAAAAUUACUAUUUUUUCCCUUAAAUAUAGUUUUGUCAAUACUGUGAUCUUUCUAAGAAAAUCUGUUUCAUAAACAGUGAAAACAUUCACUUUUUCAUACUUGAACUGUGUUUUAGUUAAUAUUUGCAUAUUCUGGGAUAUAAAAUGGUUUGCAGUAGUAAGUUUUUUUAUUUAAAAAAAUUUAUAUGUACUUCUAAUUUUGUUUUUGAUUUUAUAGACUCUAUCAGAAGUAAACAGAUAUCUGAUUAGGGUACAAGAUGUAGCCCAACUUCAUUGCUGUGAUGAAGAAAUAAGUUUCUCUUUAAGGUAAACAAUAGUUAACUAUCCUAAGGCUGUGGACACCUUCCAAGCAGGUGACUGUCUUACUCAUCCUGUAGCUCCAGCAUUCAGUACAAUGUCUGACACAGUAGGUUUGAAAUGAAUCUAUGCAUUGGACUGAAAAGUUACAGACGACUCCCUCUGAGAUAGUGUAGGGUAUUUUAUCACCAUGUUCGCAUUCCAGCCAGCUACUGGAUAGAAUGGGAGAAGUAAAUUGUCCCUGCCAGGACCACAAACUCCACAUAAGCAGCCAUUCUAAAGGUUGGUCACUUUUCUUUUUUUUUUUUUUUUUUGAGAUGGAGUCUCACUCACUGCUGCCCAGGCUGGAGUGCAGUGGCGCAACUUUGGCUCACUGCAACCUCUGCCUCCAAGCUAUUCUCCUGCGUCAGCCUCCCAAGUAGCUGAAAUUACAGGCACCCGCCACCACGCCCAGCUAAUUUUUGUCUUUUUAGUAGAGAUGGGGUUUCACCAUGUUGACCAGGUUGGUCUCAAACUCCUGAUCUCCAGUGGUCCACCUGCCUCGGCCUCCCAAAGUGCUGGGAUUACAGGCAUGAGCCACUGCACCCGGCCACUAUUCUACUUAGCUAAGCUCCAAGUGUUGUGGGAUUUUCACACCAAUGAUCUGCUCAAAUGUAAGAAAGAGAGGACCAGUUUAUUAUCCUCAGAUAGUUAUUGCAGUCAGUUUUUAAAAAUACCUUACACUAUUUAGUUUGCACGAUGCUCAGAGCAGCGUAAGAAAAAAAGAUGGAAGGAUGCUAAUUUUUAUGUUAGUAUCCCCUUUACUCCUUUAGAACAAGGAUGGGCAAACUUUUCUGUAAAGGUUCACGUAGUAAAUAUUUCAGAUUUUGCUGGCCAGAUGAUAUCUGUGGCAACUACCCAACUUUGCUAUUGUAAAACAAAAGCAGCUCUAUCAAUAACACAACACAUAACAAGUAAUACACUAUUCAUAAACAGUACAAGAUAUAAAUGAACAAACAUGACUAUGUUCCAAUUAAACUUCAUUUACAAAAACAGGUGUGGGCCAUAGUGUGGUGAUCUCUGCUUUAGAAAACUGUUCAUCAAACUAUGAAUAAAAUAGAAAUAAAAUAAAUAACAAAAUAAUAGAAUCAAAUAAAAUUCUAUUCUCAAACAUUCUUCGUUUCUUUACAUAAGUUUGAUUUUCAGUAUUAAUGACAAAGAGUGAUUCAGCAAACAGCAACCAAAGGGAGGGGAAUUAACUCCUUUAAUU